Molecule: messenger RNA, 2337 nt
Organism: Fusarium odoratissimum NRRL 54006
Lineage: Eukaryota; Fungi; Ascomycota; Sordariomycetes; Hypocreales; Nectriaceae
Product: 50S ribosomal protein L13
Exons: 2
Coding region: 162-701 (179 amino acids)
Biological process (GO): translation; negative regulation of translation
Cellular component (GO): mitochondrial large ribosomal subunit; ribosome
Molecular function (GO): structural constituent of ribosome; mRNA binding
Source: RefSeq, a predicted model, not a curated record
UCUGGAUCCAAACUUUCUGGUUGAGCGUUUCGGUGUUGGUAGAUCUCGCGAUACAGCAAAACGAAGCUACACGGCGAUUUGACCCCCCUUUCACCAGUUUUGCGGCUGACCAAACCAAUUGGAGGUAAAUUGUGAGAGAUUGAUCUCUCAGAACCUUCAAGAUGUCGCAAGUCCUCGGUCUGACAAAACUGGCCUACUCUCGAGUAUGGCAUAGUGUAUCUGCCUCCGCCCCUCAUGCCACACUCUCUACUCAGCCCGGCGUUACACCACCUUCACUCGGCCGUCUCGCAUCCCGCAUCGCCGUUCUUCUCAUGGGCAAGCACAAGCCGAUUUUCGACCCAUCAACCGAUUGCGGUGACUACGUUGUCGUGACCAACUGCGCCGCUCUUUACACAACCGGCCGCAAGAAGUGGCAAAAGCCUUACUACCGACACACGACACGACCUGGCAGCCUCAAGUCCAUAACAAUGGACGCACUCAUGGAGGCGCACGGAGGCAGUGAGGUUCUGCGCAAGGCUGUGCGUGGCAUGUUGCCCAAGAACCGAUUACGAGACAAGCGAUUGGCAAGACUUAAGGCGUUUGAGGGCGAUGCUCAUCCGUACAAGGAUAACUUGAUACGGUUUGCUGGUGUACCAGUGGGAGAGGAAGGUUGGGAGAAGGCCACCGAAAGGGUCCGAAAUGGCGAUAAGAAGCGAUUAUAAGAAAUCACGGGAGUAGCUAUGGAACGAGGGAGCUGCGCAGUAAAGACUAUGCGGAUGGGCUAUGAGAGUCCUUGUACUAUUUGUACCAAUAUCUUGGGCAUAUUAUGACCUAGCACCAAGCAAUUAUCAACGUUUUCAUGAUGUGAUGUGUCCGGUGUGCAUUUCACCUGCUGUACAAAGACACUGGGUCUGGUUUACGUUCUGCCAGUGACAUUUACCCUGAUUAUGCCCCUACGGUUCACGGUCAUGGAUAUUAUCGUAAAAAAGGUAUGAGUGAGGGAAUACCACAGUACAGGUUUCAACACAAUACAAUCAGGACAGGCAGAAAGGUAGCAAAAUUAACAUAAUUACUAAAAUCAUAUCUAGUGCUAGAAUCUAAGUUCAUCGCUUGGUAUCAAUCUUUAUCCUGGGUUCAUAAUAACGUUCCAUCUUGACAUCUAUCGCCGCAGAAUACAACCAUUCUCAACGCCCCUUUAUAGCUUUGAUUGCAAGUUGUCACGAGACACUUCGCACUUGAUAAGACCAUUGGGGCCAGACUGGGGCGCAUAAACCUCAGCAUCCUUGCCUGUGUUCUUGAGUCCCUUGUGCCAGCUCAGGUCUAGAUAAGAGGUUAGUAUCAACAGUCGACUUGGGGAAGCGUGUCCAGGCUUACCAAUCUCGAAGUAAUGUUUGUUGGGCAGUGCGUAAGUGACUGUCGCAAUCUCGGGCACAAGCUCGAGAAUCUGAGUAGACAUCUUGUACAUGGUGGCUUGCACACUAGCACUGUCGUCCUCGGCAAAGAUCUUGAGGGUGGUGUUGCGUGCCGCCUCUCGAGCACUGUCGAAUUUGGGAGCAAAGGCCUUGACAGCGUUCAGUGAGUCAAACUUCUUCCACUUCCAUGUAGCAUCAACAUCGGUUGAGAAGAUACGAUCCCAGGUCUCAGGAAGAGUUGUGUACUCAUCGCGAACAAAGCCGUGGAAAGCAGAACCGGUGCUCUUAAGUACAGUCAAGCCAACAAGAGAGCUCUUGAUCUGGAUGCCUUCCUGUCGGCUCACGCGAACCUCCACAUUUCGGGUCUCCUCACCAUCCUUGAAAAAGCUGUGAGGGUGAGGCUUGCCAUCAACCUUCAGACGCUGCCAGCGAACAGUCUUGACGUUGACGUUGGCAACAUGAAUGUGGCUGUACUUCUCGAUGAAGUGGCUACCGAGGAUAGAGGCGUACAACUCAGGAGGGUUGACAGGGUUCUGCUUGGCGGUAAUGUAGAUGGUGUUCUUGAUAGAGUCGGUGGCAACGACAACACUGUUAUCGGCCUUGGUGUAGGAGGUCUCAAUCUCUCCCUCGAGAAGACAGCAGACGGUCAUCUCAGUGACGGUCUGGAUGCCAGUAGAGGCAUCGCGAUCAACCUUGCAGACGCGGACAUUGUCCUUGCCAUAGCGAGCAGCAGAUACGUAAGGCAUUGUGAGAGGCUUGUUGUGUGAUAAGUCUGAAGACGUGUAGUUGCUACCGGAUAAGACCAGAUAAGGUUUUAGGUUUAGUGUAUUGCAACAAGAGAUGAGCGAUGGCAAUGUUUUCAAGAAUCAAGAUUAAGCACAGUAUGGUUUGAAAGGAGGGAAGGGGAGGAAUAGGCUUUAAAUAUAGAUUAGCAAGUAUGCAGAAU